This is a messenger RNA of Dentiscutata erythropus, 469 nucleotides long. The record is from the annotation of a GenBank genome assembly. NCBI's taxonomy places the organism in Eukaryota, Fungi, Glomeromycota, Glomeromycetes, Diversisporales, Gigasporaceae.
UAUUUCUGUUGCACAAGAUGGAUCAGAGGACGAAAGAAUUUUUGAUUAUGAUAGAGUGGAAAAUCCAAAAAAUCAACACAAACAUGGAAAUUAUAUAUUUGAAAAUUCAGAGACGAAUAAUAGUAGAAGUCAUGAAAAUUUAAACACAAAUAGUGAUAAGUCAGUUCGUAACAACAAAGAUUGUUUGAAUUUAGAUAACUUUGACGAUGAAAGUGUCUACAAUUUAACUCAAGAUAAUGAACAUGUCUACAAUUUAACUCAAGAUAAUGAAAGUAUCUAUGAUUUAACUCAAGAUGGUGAAAGCUUAUAUGAUCUAAGUCAAGAUGGUGAAAGCUCAUACAAUCUAAGUCAAGAUAAUAAAAAUGUUUAUGAACCAACUCAAGACAGUGAUUUAAUUCAAGGUGUUAGUUUAGCUAUGGACAAAAAUUAUGAAAAUGAAGAAGUGGAUCUGUUUUAUGAAAAUGAGAUG